AUGUCUACACAACAUUUAAAGAAAUACGAGCCCGGUGGAGGUUAUGAGCCCAAACCGAGAGCAAACGGAGCCCCCGUGCAAACUAUCGAAUUAACAAGCGUUAAGGGUCCAAACUUGAAGCCUGGACCCGUUAACUCUUCUGCUCCUAGUAGCAAGGUCGCAUUUCCUCAGCCUGUUGCCAGACAGCAACACGAGCGAGGCCGGUAUCAGACCCUUUCUGCCCCUCCUCAUCGCCCGGAUCUCGAUGGUCUGCCUGCGAGAGGGCGAUACAAGACGAUGAUGUGA
Messenger RNA from Cantharellus anzutake, 285 nucleotides. RefSeq lists its product as uncharacterized. NCBI's taxonomy places the organism in Eukaryota, Fungi, Basidiomycota, Agaricomycetes, Cantharellales, Hydnaceae. The transcript has 6 exons. The coding region runs from base 1 to 285 and encodes 94 amino acids. The record is from RefSeq and is a predicted model, not a curated record.